Monodelphis domestica (gray short-tailed opossum) is the source of this 534-nucleotide messenger RNA. The record is from RefSeq and is a predicted model, not a curated record. Lineage: Eukaryota; Metazoa; Chordata; Mammalia; Didelphimorphia; Didelphidae.
AUGGACCCUCAGGAGGGCAAAGGGGAGGAGGCUUACUCAUUCUCACCAGACUCUCGUGCCAACGUUGUCAAGGCAAUUACCCACCACCUCAAGGGAGUCGCUGGUCUGAUGGCCCCUGCAGGCUGUGUCUGCAAGAGAGGGCCCAGGCUCAAGAGGGCAGGGGGACCCUCCGGGACUCUGGUCUCUUCUUCCCUCCCAGGCACCUUCCUCAGACCCUCCCUCAGGGCUGAGCCCUCCUCUGUGGUCCCCCAGGGAACCCCUGUGCGGCUGUGGUGUCGGGGGUCUCCCACAGCUCAUCUCUUCACUUUGAGGAAGGCAGGACCCGGCGGGUACGCGGACAUAUACAUGGUCAUUCCUCCAGCCGUUGGAAUGGAGGCCGAGUUCCUCCUCUCGUCUGUCACGGCCAGCGAUGGGGGGCUUUAUAAGUGCUGCUAUAGGAGCCCAUCGGGCGGCUCCGAGGACAGUGAGCCCCUGCAGCUGGCGGUGACAGGCUACUAUAAUAGGCCCCGGCUGUCAGCAGAGCCAAGGAAUUGA